UCCUCUUAUAAACUGAACACAACAAACACAAGCGCUGGACUGUUCUGUUCUGCAUUCAUAACUUGGAAGUGCUCAUCACUACAAUUCACCUUUAGCACCUUCCUCCACUUCUAACGGCAGGAGUGAACGCUAGCAGCUGACCGAAGCACGGCUCAGUUCCCCUGAGCAGGUCAUUUCUCGUCCCGUGUCUCGUUCUGCCUGAUCCCUCCGGUCGCGAUGGAGAGAGUUCAACACUUAACCCGCUCGGCCAUGCGCAGGGCCUCCCUGAUCGAGGUCAACCCGCAGACCAAGCGCAACCUGCAGGAGCUCUUCGUCAACUUCUCGCUCAUCCUCAUCUGCCUGCUCCUCAUCUACAUCAUCGUCCUGCUGAUGUAAGGAUGAAGGACGCACGUGGUUGGAGGAAGCCAUGGCCUGGACGGAAGGUCGCACAAGGACAGGAAUUUUUCUCACGUUAUUGCUUGACAUGCUGUGAUAAUUAUUAGAAAUUAAGUCAAAAGCUAGCUGUUGUUGUUGAGAUUCUAGUUUCAUUUCUUACCACAUGCACUACACUCAACUGCCAUGUUUUCUCUAGUAACAAUCCAGAAUAAUUCUAUUUCAUUUGAAGGUAUUUUGCAUAUUUUGCUCAGACGUAAUAGAGCCAUGUAAAUAAAAUUAAAGCUGCAGUAUGUAAUUCGUCAAAAGCUUCUCUAAAUGUAUAAAGAUUAUUUCAAAUCAAAGAUUUCUGCCAAAUUCACUAUACACCAUAUUGCUACACAGUGGAUCUCGCUACUUUAUGUGUUUUCUGGCUUUUGUUUACAUUUUUUUUCUGGCUUGGAAAUGUCACCAGCAACGUUAACAAAGAGCUACUUUAAAAGUCAACCCAUGUGACCUUGUUUUUCUAACGUUUGCAAUAUGUUCUUAGCCAGCAGAGGGCGCUAGACGUUACAAAAAAUAUAUAUAUUUUACACAUUAGAAAUUGAUACCCAAAAUGUUGUUUCCUACUUUGUAAAUAAAACAUUGUAAAAAUAAAAUUUACAAAAAUUACACUGAA
Silurus meridionalis is the source of this 1030-nucleotide messenger RNA. RefSeq names its product cardiac phospholamban-like. Gene Ontology annotation, molecular function: ATPase inhibitor activity. Gene Ontology annotation, cellular component: membrane; sarcoplasmic reticulum. The record is from RefSeq and is a predicted model, not a curated record. Gene Ontology annotation, biological process: negative regulation of heart rate; negative regulation of ATPase-coupled calcium transmembrane transporter activity; negative regulation of calcium ion import into sarcoplasmic reticulum. The transcript is spliced from 2 exons. NCBI's taxonomy places the organism in Eukaryota, Metazoa, Chordata, Actinopteri, Siluriformes, Siluridae. Bases 217 to 375 code for a protein of 52 amino acids.